CUUUCCUUUCAUAAAAGGACAUUUAGAUCUCUUAAGUUCCACCUUAAAUAUUCAAUUUCAAACUGCUUUUGAUUUCAAUUGAAAAGCAAUUAGCUAGCUAGGGAAACAUACACACAUACAAGACCAAUAUCCAUCAUCCAUGUAUUUCAGCUACCUCCGGUACCAGCUGGCGUUCAUCAUCAGGAGGUUCAUAUUUCUAUACGUACCACUAGUUGUAGUACUACUACUUGGUGAUCAUCAUCGAGGUGGUGGUGGUGGUGGUGGUGGUGGUUUAGCCGUGGUGGAGGCAGGGGGGCUGGCAUGCAACUGGGGGUUGCGCGCAACACAUCCACUCCCACCUAACAUAGUGGUCAAGUUAAUGAAGGACAACGGCUUUGACAAAGUGAAGCUCUUUGAAGCUGAUCCUGGGGUCAUGAAGGCUCUUGGGAAUUCCGGUAUCCAGGUUAUGCUCGGGAUACCCAAUGACUUCUUAGCACCCCUUGCUAGCGGCGUUGGAGUCGCUGAGGAUUGGGUCUCCCAAAAUGUUUCCUCCUUUAUUUCCAAAUAUGGUGUAGAUAUAAGGUAUGUAGCUGUUGGCAACGAACCUUUCCUGAAGACGUAUAACGGCACAUACCUGAAAACAACAUUUCCAGCACUUGAAAAUAUUCAAGCUGCGUUGAUCAAAGCUGGGUUAGGCCGACAGGUGAAGGUUACCGUCCCUCUAAAUGCAGAUGUCUACCAGACACAGAGUGGCCUACCCUCUGGGGGUGACUUUCGAUCUGACAUCCGUGGUCUCAUGAUCUCCAUUGUCAAAUUCCUAAGCAACAACGCUGCCCCCCUAACCAUUAACAUCUACCCAUUCCUCAGCCUCUAUGACGACCCCCAUUUCCCAGUUGAAUUCGCCUUCUUCUCUGGCACUUCUUCCCCUGUUGUUGACGGCCCUAUAUCUUACACCAACGUCUUCGAAGCCAACUUCGACACCCUUAUUUGGGCUCUUGAAAAAAAUGGUUUUGCAUCCAUGCCCAUCAUUGUUGGCGAGGUCGGAUGGCCAACUGACGGCAACCUCAAUGCCAACAACGACAACGCUCGCAAGUUCAAUCAAGGUUUGAUCAACAGGAUAAUUCAAGGCCAAGGCACUCCCAAACGGAAAUCCCCGCCUGACAUCUAUUUAUUUGCACUCAUCGACGAAGAUGCCAAGAGCAUCGAUCCUGGGAAUUUCGAGCGGCACUGGGGUAUGUUCUACUACGAUGGAACCCUGAAAUACCCUCUGGCUCUGGAUUUAGCUUCUGGUGGCAGUCGUAAUAAUCGAACUCUGGUAGCAGCCAAGGGUGUCCGAUAUUUGGCAAGGCAGUGGUGUAUAAUGGCUCCAGAAGCAAGUGUUUCGGAUCCCAAUUUGUUAAGUAGCAUCAAUUACGCUUGCACUUAUGCAGAUUGCACCAGUCUUGGAUAUGGAUCCUCUUGCGCUGGGCUAGAUGUUAGGGGCAAUGCUUCAUACGCUUUUAACAUGUACUAUCAGACCAUGAAUCAACAGAAAGGAUCAUGUCAAUUCUCUAAUUUAUCAACCAUCACAGCUAUAGAUCCAUCCCCGCACAAUUGCCGAUUUGAGAUCAUGACUGACCUUGGAAAGCAUGAGCAGAGCACAAGUCCAAGCACUUCUUCGUCGCCACCUGGAACUGGAACUGGAUUAAUAAGCAAGCGAAACUCAAUUAUUGCCUUUGCAGCAGCAUUUCUGUCGUCAUCAUUGAUAAUUUGUUUUCUCUGAAUGACUACUGCCAUUUUCAAGGGCUCCUAAUCCCCGCCCUUCUGGUACAACGACUUGUGAAAUUCUCUUGAUUUUAGAGGAUAUUUUUUCUGAAAAUCCAUCAAGAUUCUCCAACUUAACCAGUUUGUCAAUGACGUAAAACAUUUAAUUGAAAGCUUAUGUUGUAUCCUGUCCAAUGCUAUGGAUUCAAAAUUUUUAAAUUCAGGUGAAGAAAAAAAACAAAUCAUGUCAUUUGAAUUUUGAAAGCA
Molecule: messenger RNA, 1989 nt
Organism: Camellia sinensis
Lineage: Eukaryota; Viridiplantae; Streptophyta; Magnoliopsida; Ericales; Theaceae
Product: glucan endo-1,3-beta-glucosidase 5
Biological process (GO): carbohydrate metabolic process
Molecular function (GO): hydrolase activity, hydrolyzing O-glycosyl compounds
Source: RefSeq, a predicted model, not a curated record